AUGCUUGGCCUGAUACGAGAUAUGGCGGCACAGGUGUCGACGGAGCAAGGCUAUGAUGCAUCGUUACAAGGUCACGACGAGGAGCAGAUCCGUCUUAUGGAGGAGCGAUGCAUUGUGACGGAUAGAGAGGACCACAUGAUCCGAGAUGGAAGUAAGAAGGAGUGUCACCUCAUGACCAACAUCAACCAGGGUUUGCUGCACCGCGCGUUUUCAGUGUUUCUGUUUGAUCCCCUGAGCGGAAAGCUGCUUUUGCAAAAGAGGGCCUCGGAAAAAAUUACAUUUCCAGACAUGUGGACGAACACAUGCUGCUCGCAUCCGUUGGCGAUCCAGUCGGAGCUGCAUGGCUCGGAAGGAGCUAAGAAUGCCGCACAGCGCAAACUUGAGCAUGAAUUGGGUAUUUCUGCGUCACAAGUGCCAACUGAUGCGUUUCAGUUCUUGACGCGUAUUCAUUACUUGGCCCCGAGCGACGGACUCUGGGGGGAACAUGAAAUCGAUUACAUCCUCUUCGUUACCGCCACCGUGGAUGUGCAUGUGAAUCAGAAUGAAGUGGGUGACACUCGGUGGGUCUCGAUCGAAGAGCUAAAGAGUCUGAUGAACGAGCUCGAUCCUCAGGCGUUCACGCCGUGGUUCAAGCUGAUUGUGAACGCCUUUUUGUUUCCUUGGUGGCAGGAGUUGAUGGAGUGCAAGAAUCCGUCGACGGGCUGUUUGGACGCCAAGCUUCUUGCACAUCGCGAAGACGACAAGAUCCAUCGUCUGUAG
Messenger RNA from Malassezia restricta, 759 nucleotides. Its product is annotated as isopentenyl-diphosphate Delta-isomerase. Gene Ontology annotation, molecular function: isopentenyl-diphosphate delta-isomerase activity. The transcript is spliced from 2 exons. NCBI's taxonomy places the organism in Eukaryota, Fungi, Basidiomycota, Malasseziomycetes, Malasseziales, Malasseziaceae. The record is from RefSeq and is a predicted model, not a curated record. Gene Ontology annotation, biological process: isopentenyl diphosphate biosynthetic process; isoprenoid biosynthetic process. Bases 1 to 759 code for a protein of 252 amino acids. Gene Ontology annotation, cellular component: cytoplasm.